This is a messenger RNA of Brenthis ino (lesser marbled fritillary), 561 nucleotides long. NCBI's taxonomy places the organism in Eukaryota, Metazoa, Arthropoda, Insecta, Lepidoptera, Nymphalidae. The record is from the annotation of a GenBank genome assembly.
AUGUUUCUGAUUGUGAAUCUUUUCAGAUUCGAUGAGAAAGAGAGCAUUUCUGGCGUGCAACAACUCAAGUCGUCAGUGCAGAAGGGGAUCCGCUCCCGUCUUCUAGAGCUGUAUCCUCAUCUGGAGAACCACAUUGACCAGGUGUUGCCUAAGAAGGACACCUUCCGAAUUGUAAAAUGCCAUGAUCAUUUAGAAAUUAUGGUGAAUAGCGCUGGAGAACUAUUGUUCUUCCGCCACCGGGAAGGACCAUGGAUGCCGACAUUAAGGCUUUUGCACAAAUAUCCCUUCUUCCUACCGAUGCAACAAGUAGACAAAGGUGCGAUACGUUUCGUUCUCAGCGGUGCUAACAUAAUGUGCCCGGGACUGACCUCCCCCGGCGCGAGGAUGUCGAGUGUAGAGAAGGGCAGUGUGGUUGCUGUCAUGGCGGAAGGGAAACAACAUGCUUUAGCUGUGGGAAUUACUUCUUUGUCUACUGAUGAUAUAGCUAAAGUUAAUAAAGGCGUGGGAAUAGAAAACUGUCAUUACCUUAACGAUGGUCUGUGGCAGAUGAAACCAGUGAAG